This is a messenger RNA of Mytilinidion resinicola, 2002 nucleotides long. RefSeq names its product HET-domain-containing protein. The record is from RefSeq and is a predicted model, not a curated record. The transcript has a single exon. Bases 224 to 1858 code for a protein of 544 amino acids. NCBI's taxonomy places the organism in Eukaryota, Fungi, Ascomycota, Dothideomycetes, Mytilinidiales, Mytilinidiaceae.
GUCUGAACACCAUUACAUAUAAGAUCUAUCGGACUAAAGCGAUAUUCUGCUGCUUCCACUGCUUCUAGCAGUCUCCUAGCAAGGCAGCAUAUUCAUAACCAGCGUUCGGGGACACGCCCGAACCCUGUGGGGACAAGCCUUACGUCUCGUCCCAAUUCCCGAAAACAAAUCAAAAGAUUCCGAUCAGUGGCCAAGUAGGAUUCACAACCUCAUCACCUCGAAAAUGAGGCUCCUUGACACAGAAACGCUCAAGCUGCACGAGUUCUUCGGAGACAACAUCCCACCGUACGCUAUCCUGUCGCACCGGUGGGAGGAUGGCGAGGUCUCGUUCCAGGAUAUGCAAGAUCCCCAUACGGCGUCACAAAAAGCAGGAUGGACCAAGAUCAAGAGGUUCUGUGAGAAAGCUGCCCGGUACAGUUACGAAUACGCCUGGGUCGACACCUGCUGCAUCGAUAAAACGAGUAGUUCCGAGUUGUCUGAGUCGAUCAACUCGAUGUAUCAGUGGUAUAGCAAAGCGUCGUAUUGUUAUGCAUACUUGAGCGAUGUGAGGAUCCGAGAUGUGAGGACCGGAACCAAGCUGCCGUGGUCUUCAGGCUUUCGCGAUGGUGAGCCACUGCUUUCGGUCUACCACCAGUUUGCAGAAAGCCAGUGGUUCACAAGAGGAUGGACGCUUCAAGAGCUCAUAGCACCGUGGGACGUCCUUUUCUACGACAUGGAGUGGUGGACCAUUGGCACGAAAGCGGAACUGCUUGAUCCGCUUGUGGAAAUAACUGGAGUCGACCGCAGAAUCUUGGAAGGAGAUCACCCUGGAGAGGUGAGCGUGGCGAAGAGGAUGUCCUGGGCGUCAAAAAGGAUGACGACUAGAGACGAGGAUCGAGCGUACUGUCUGCUCGGCCUAUUCGAUGUCAACAUGCCAUUGCUUUACGGCGAAGGAAGGAAGGCAUUCUUGAGGUUACAAGAAGAGAUCAUAAAGACUUCAGAUGAUGAAUCACUAUUUGCUUGGAGUUUGCGUUCCCUUGUUUCCACAGAUGGAAUCCUAGCCCCAUCACCAGCUGAAUUCAGCAAGUCUUCUUCUAUUGAGGCCAUUCCUGGCCAUGGAGGUCACGAGUACUCUCUCACUAAUAAAGGGUUAAAAAUCACCCUUCCACUAAUACCGUGGGAUAUGGAUGUAUAUCUGGCUCUAUUGCGGUGCCGCGAGUCCAAUGCUGUCACGCAAGACUCGGGGGAAACGAGUUCCAAGAUUGUCGGCAUCUUUCUGAGGGAUACUAAAGGUCCUACUGGAAAUCGAUUCGUAAGGGUGGCGGUAGGAGGAGACAGUUGGAUCAGCAUAGAUCCUUACCCAAUGCAGCUGACGGAGUCCGAAGAGAGGAGGUUGCCCAAGGCUGAGGAAAAGACCAUAUAUGUUCCUCGAAGACUCACCUACAAAGACAUUCCAGGGCUAACAUUCAUGUACGGAUUUCAGAUACAAAGGAUUUAUGAUGCUACCAUUCUCGAAGUAUACCCGGAAGAGCGCUGGGACUCGACGGAUGGAUAUCUAACAAUGCCGCCAGGACCGCAAAUUACCACCGGAGUGUUGCUCUGUGGCAACGAGCAUGCCAAAUUCACGGUUCUGCUCGGAUUCAGAGAGGGUUUUCAGCCAUUCGUUCGCAUACAACCAUUUGCUUGCAUGCCGUUCCAGGAAAGAGAAACACUUCAAGGGGUGCUUGAUGAUGUUCCGAAGUGUGCACCGGAGAGAAGAGCCGAAAUGCUUUUUGGCCGAUGGAAAACAAACAGUUUCGUUGCAACAGCAGUAAUAACAGAAAAUGAUCUGCGAUAUGAGGUUGAUAUCGAUGUAUCCCAACGCCGAAGGACUGGAUAAUAUGAUACAAUCAGAUAAAAGCGGUCAUUAGCAGCUGUUUUGGCGGAACAUGGCGCGGUCUGGCGUUCCAAACAGCAUGAAAUGUUUGUCAAUUUCAUAUACUUCUUUACCCUCUUUAAGUUACACGAAAUAUAUUUUGCAUAC